AUGGGAGUCUUCUGGUGUUUCCUUGGUUAUUAUCUGUGUGGUCCGAAUAAAGAAACGAUUGAAUUAUCGAGAAAACACGUUAUGGAUUCUUUUGAGGAACCAAUUGAUAAUUUCAUUUAUCUCGGAGGAACGAUUUACACAAUUUCAAAUGAUGGAACUAUUAUUCUUCAUUAUAAACUAUUAACUGCAGUGUCUUUGAUGUCUUCAACUGUGUCAAUUUCGUUCAUAAUAAUCACAUUCUGCGGACUGAAAUGUUACCAUCUUAUUCGAAACAUGAUAGAAACUUCUUCCACAAUCUCAGCAAAAUCAAAAUCUCUUCAAUCGCAACUAUUUUAUGCUUUGGUUAUCCAAAUAAUUAUUCCAACAAUUCUACUUGAUAUUCCAAUAACUGUAUUCUUCAUGUUGACUCUAACAAACAACGGAAUCGAAGGAUACAGUGGAUAUCUAUCAUUUCUCAUUACACUCUAUCCUGCAAUUGAUCCUCUUCCUAACUUUUUCGUUAUCAUACCCUACCGGAAAGCUCUUUUGGGUUGCUUCAGGAAGCAGGACCGUCGAAUAACUGCAGAAACUACGGUACCUCCUAACUCGAUUCAUUAUCAUUCUUCGAAAAUUUAG
Caenorhabditis remanei is the source of this 615-nucleotide messenger RNA. RefSeq lists its product as uncharacterized. Lineage: Eukaryota; Metazoa; Nematoda; Chromadorea; Rhabditida; Rhabditidae. Gene Ontology annotation, biological process: olfactory behavior; G protein-coupled receptor signaling pathway. Bases 1 to 615 code for a protein of 204 amino acids. The transcript has 3 exons. The record is from RefSeq and is a predicted model, not a curated record. Gene Ontology annotation, molecular function: G protein-coupled olfactory receptor activity.